GUGAACGUUUACAGUCUCCAGAGCGAGACGACUGAAGAUAUUUACUUCUCAGUGUUGAGGAUGCACCUCAUGCCUAUUCAAUUGUAAGAGCUCGAUAGAGUGCACCAGCACAACCUAGCUUCACUUAUACAGAUAACUAAACUUUAUAAACACUUGAGGACCACUGUGAACAUCUUGAAGCGUUUAAGAUUUAUGGAUAGAGUAAAGAUUCUCACGGGGGAUCUGGAUGAUGUUUAACGACACUGAAUGAAGAUGAGGUUGACAUCGUUUCGGUGCAGUUAGUCCAUGAUGGAUCACCAUCACGAUCUGAAAUGUAAAAUAGUUGUGGUCGGGGACACUCAGUGUGGGAAAACGUCUUUGUUAAGUGUUUUUGCCAAGGACUCCUUUCCAGAGAACUAUGUUCCGACUGUGUUUGAGAACUACACAGCCAGUUUUGAGAUCGACGCGUUGAGAGUUGAGCUCAGCCUUUGGGACACUUCAGGAUCUCCAUACUAUGACAACGUGCGCCCCCUCUCUUACCAGGAUGCUGAUGCAGUUCUCAUCUGUUUUGACAUCAGUCGACCAGACACUCUUGACACUGUUUUAAGGAAGUGGAAGAGGGAAAUUGAGGAGUUCUGCCCCAAUACCAAAAUACUGUUGGUUGGAUGCAAGUCAGACCUGCGGACAGACCUGGCCACAUUUGUGCAGCUGUCCAAUGACAUACCUUUAUCUUACGACCAGGGGUCAAACAUGGCAAAGCAGAUCUCCGCCCCUUACAUCGAAUGCUCAGCACAGCAGUCUGAGAACAGUGUGAGGGACAUUUUCCAUAUAGCCACACUGGCUUGCGUCAAUAAAACAAAAAAGAAUGUCAAGCGCAUCAAGUCAAGCAGAGCCACCAAGAGGACCUCACACGUACCUAACAGGCCUGAGCUAAACUCAGUGUCAUGUCUACACAAGACCAAAACAAAAACCUGCAUGGUAAUGUGAUUUCAAAAGCCACAGAAAAGACUUGAGGCAAUUUCCGCUGCAUGCAUUCCUCCAAUCAGGAUUUUUCCUAAAAGUCCAUUGGAAAUAAAUGGGACAUGAGCUGAAGGGAGCUAAUUUGCACUUCACAAGCAUUCAUACUAAUUUCCAGCUGCAAUAUGUACCUCUGAACUAAGACAAGGACAUGUAUUAAUGGUAAUGAAGUCUAUUCUUCCCUGUUUAUGUAUGCAUUUAAAAAGCACUUCAGAAUAUUUUUGGCCAUUUUUAGUCAUCAUUAAAAAACUUAAAGCAAGGAAAACAUCCAUUGUCUCAUAUACUGCCUAAAACGGAGCACUCCAAAACAAGAAUCUGCUCUGGAUUUAGUUGUGAUUUAUAACAACACCCAAUUUAUGGAAAUAACACAUUUUAACACUUGAUCAGUGCUGUCCUGACUACACUAAAAACUUGUUAAAUAAUGUUGCAAAUAUACAUUGUAGGUAGAGUUUUGUAUUAUGAGAAAAAAAUAUGACAAAAUCAAUGAAGAAUAUACCUGGUCCAAACGCCUGAUUUGGUCACCUCAUGUCUAACAUUUCGCCAGCAACAACACAGCCUCAAAGCUAUUAUAAGAGCUCUUCUAUUUGUCUGUUUGUAUUUCUAUUUCUUCUAUCUAUUGUGAAUGAUUUAAGGAUGCAAAAUAUCAAGAAUCUAAACGAAGUAAUCUGGCUCAUUGUUCAGCAGGCUUUCACCCAGUUUCUUUGAAAUGCUCCGUUAUCAAGUCUAGCUUAUUUCUUAUUGAGUUUUUUCAAUGUAUUGGUGGAUCCCUUAUGAAACUGAAAUGGUAAAGUGCAUUUCAGAUAGAUAAUUCGUCAUUGUGACUGUGGAAUCCAUAGACUCUGCUGGGAUUUGGAGAAUUGUGGUUAAAAAUUCCAAUUGCGAUCAAAUGCAAAUGUCUACCAUGGUGUGACAUCACAAUGUGGAGGAGGUAAAGAACGAGUCAUUUUGGCAUCUUGGUUUGAACAACUGCUCUUUUUGCAUUGAGGAGCUCUGAAACUUAGUUUUUUUUUAGUACAAUUGUUUUAUAGUACUAAGAUCAAGGAAAAUUGUAUUCCUGAUGUCAUGAUCCCAUACAGUUUUUUUUUUUCUUUUUUAAUUGGAAUUUUUUUGUGAAUUUUUUGAAAAUUUGAACCAUUUGAGAAGUGGGAAACAGGAAUUGUAAGACCUUUGCUAAACUCUGUGUCAUG
Xyrauchen texanus (razorback sucker) is the source of this 2183-nucleotide messenger RNA. It is a transcript of the gene rnd3b, whose product is annotated as Rho family GTPase 3b. Gene Ontology annotation, molecular function: GTP binding; GTPase activity. The coding region runs from base 286 to 966 and encodes 226 amino acids. Gene Ontology annotation, biological process: small GTPase-mediated signal transduction. The transcript has 5 exons. NCBI's taxonomy places the organism in Eukaryota, Metazoa, Chordata, Actinopteri, Cypriniformes, Catostomidae. The record is from RefSeq and is a predicted model, not a curated record.